CCGUGGUCAGCUGCACCGUUUUUUUGUUCAACCAAUAGCUCAGCUACAGGCUGAUAAUCGAGUGGUUGAUUUUUCCUAUUUUUCGGUGAUUCAAUUUUGUGGAAUAUUUCUGGCAGAAGUCGCAACUCGGAACUCAUUUAUACGUAGUGAAUUUGUGUGGUGAAGAUAUUUUCUACUGAACAUACAGACACACAAUGGCUCCUAAGGAUGAUCCGGAGGUGACCGCCUUGAAGAAGGAAGUCAAUGAUUUGAUUGCUAAAAUGAAGGAAGAACAAAAGAAAGCGGCCGAUUGCACCCUCCAGGACAAAUGUUCGGAUAUGGGCGAUGCGCCAAAGGUACGCAUCAGCACGAAGAAGUAUCUCAAAGGUCAUAUCAACAAGGUCAACUCGGUACACUUUGCCGGUGACUCGCGCCACUGCGUCACCGGAUCGCUGGAUGGCAAACUGAUCAUCUGGGACACCUGGACUGGCAACAAGGUGCAGGUAAUUCCCCUCCGGUCGGCAUGGGUCAUGAGUGUGGCGUACGCGGAUUCGGGCAAUUUCGUCGCCUGUGGCGGCAUGGACAACAUGUGUACAGUUUACGAUCUGAACAACCGCGAUGCCCAGGGUAAUGCAAAAAUCGUUCGUGAGUUGGCUGGCUACGAGGGUUUCUUGAGUUCGUGCCGCUUUUUGGACGACACCCAUGUGCUAACAGGAUCGGGUGAUAUGAAGAUCUGCGUAUGGGAUCUGCAAGUGGGCAAGAAGACGUCCGAGUUUGAUGCCCACGCCGGUGACGUGGUGUCGAUUUCGCUCAGCCCAGACAAGAAUACCUAUGUAACCGGUUCGGUCGAUCGCACCUGUAAGCUGUGGGAUGUACGAGAAUCGACGCCGAAGCAAACAUUCUUUGGCCAUGAAGCGGACGUCAAUAGUGUUUCCUACCACCCAAGUGGAUUUGGAUUUGCUACCGGAUCGGAGGACAAGACGGCUCGAUUGUUCGAUUUCAGGUCUGACCAGCAGAUUGGACACUACGAACCUCCAAACAAGAGCAGUGGAUUCACAUCGUGCGCAUUAUCUCUGAGCGGACGAUACAUUCUGUGUGGAUCAGACGACAACAACGUCCACAUUUGGGACACCAUGAAGGGACAGCAUAAUGGCACCCUGAGCGGCCACGAGAACCGCGUCACAUCGAUUUGCAUGGCUCCGAACGGAAUGGCAAUGGCGUCCUGCAGUUGGGACAACAACGUUCGCGUAUGGGUGUGAACAAACGAGGACAAUCGGAAUCAAGGGAUCUACGACAUCCGGAGCAUUUCCUUAUAUUAUUGAUAUGUAUUUUUGUCUCUCUUUCUCUCUUAUUUUCGGGCAGCAAAUUGACCUUGUGAGACACCUAAAAAAAUGUGCUGCUCUGAUUAGUUAAGCUUUGAAUCUGUCUAACAAACGGAAGCAAUAAGAACCGUAACACCACCA
This is a messenger RNA of Ochlerotatus camptorhynchus, 1442 nucleotides long. It is a transcript of the gene Gbeta76C, whose product is annotated as guanine nucleotide-binding protein subunit beta-2. Lineage: Eukaryota; Metazoa; Arthropoda; Insecta; Diptera; Culicidae. Gene Ontology annotation, biological process: G protein-coupled receptor signaling pathway. Gene Ontology annotation, cellular component: heterotrimeric G-protein complex; cytoplasm. Gene Ontology annotation, molecular function: protein binding; signaling receptor complex adaptor activity. The record is from RefSeq and is a predicted model, not a curated record. The transcript is spliced from 6 exons. The coding region runs from base 195 to 1238 and encodes 347 amino acids.